Molecule: messenger RNA, 4228 nt
Organism: Caretta caretta (loggerhead turtle)
Lineage: Eukaryota; Metazoa; Chordata; Testudines; Cheloniidae
Gene: SLC9A3
Product: solute carrier family 9 member A3
Biological process (GO): regulation of intracellular pH; sodium ion import across plasma membrane; proton transmembrane transport
Cellular component (GO): plasma membrane; apical plasma membrane; brush border membrane
Molecular function (GO): sodium:proton antiporter activity; potassium:proton antiporter activity
Source: RefSeq, a predicted model, not a curated record
UCUGCCCGGGUGCACCGCGCGCGGCGCCUGGCCCGUCCCGACCCCUGCCGGCCCCCAGCGGGGAGGCAGCAGCUGCCCGCGCGUGGGCAGGGGGAUCGCGGCGCCUGCCCGCGCUGAGCCAGGGGCAGGGACCGAGGGGCACAGGCAUUGCCGAGCGCCUGGCGCUCCCAGCCUGGGCAGUUCGGGGCGCUGGGCGGAUGAGCUUGGAGAUGAGACAGGUGCCCUUAGCCGAGGGGCUUCUGGCUCUUCCCGCAGCCCGGGCACAGGAGAAGAGCUCGGGGGACCACACAGCUGUCAGCGGACCUCAGUCCUUUCAGAUCGUCUCUUUCAAAUGGGGGCAUGUGCAGGAGCCCUACAUCAUUGCGCUCUGGAUACUUGUGGCCAGUCUGGCCAAAAUCGUUUUCCACUUGUCCCACAAAGUCACCCGCGUGGUUCCAGAGAGCGCUCUGCUGAUUGUCCUUGGCCUCCUCCUGGGCGGUAUCGUGUGGGCUGCAGACCACAUUGCCUCCUUCACCCUUACACCAAAUGUAUUUUUCUUCUACCUGCUGCCACCCAUUGUCUUAGAUGCUGGAUACUUCAUGCCAAACAAAUUGUUUUUUGGAAACCUGGGUACCAUCCUUCUGUAUGCUGUAAUCGGGACUGUAUGGAAUGCUGCCACAACAGGCUUGUCUCUCUAUGGUGUCUACCUGAGCGGAAUAAUGGGCCAACUCAAGAUUGGGCUGCUGGACUUUCUUCUGUUUGGCAGUCUGAUAGCUGCAGUGGACCCUGUGGCUGUACUGGCUGUGUUUGAAGAAGUUCAUGUCAAUGAAGUUCUGUUUAUUAUCGUUUUUGGAGAAUCGCUGCUGAACGAUGCAGUAACUGUGGUGCUGUAUAAUGUGUUUGACUCUUUCGUUGCAAUGGGAGCUGAUAACGUGACUGGGGUGGACUGCGUAAAAGGCAUUGUGUCUUUCUUUGUGGUGAGCCUGGGAGGAACAUUUGUUGGCAUUGUCUUUGCGUUCUUGCUCUCGCUGGUCACUCGCUUCACCAAGCAUGUCCGAAUCAUUGAACCUGGAUUUGUGUUUGUGAUCUCAUACCUGUCCUACCUCACAGCAGAGAUGCUUUCUCUUUCUGCCAUCCUUGCGAUAACUUUCUGUGGUGUCUGCUGUCAAAAAUACGUCAAGGCUAAUAUUUGUGAUCAGUCUUCUACCACCGUGAGGUACACCAUGAAAAUGUUGGCAGGCGGAUCUGAAACUAUUAUAUUCAUGUUCCUGGGAAUUUCAGCUGUAAAUCCAGACAUCUGGACUUGGAACACAGCUUUUAUACUAUUGACUUUGGUCUUCAUCUCUGUGUACAGAGUCAUUGGUGUAGUGAUACAGACAUGGGUUCUAAACCACUACAGAGUGGUCCAGCUGGAAAUAAUAGACCAAGUGGUAAUGUCGUAUGGUGGACUACGGGGAGCUGUUGCUUUUGCUCUAGUCGCACUUCUGAAUGAGAAUAAAGUGAAGGAAAAAAACCUAUUUGUCAGCACAACUAUCAUUGUUGUGUUCUUUACCGUUAUAUUCCAGGGUUUGACAAUCAAGCCUUUGGUACAGUGGCUAAAAGUGAAGAGAAGUGAGCAACGAGAGCCCAAACUGAAUGAGAAACUCCAUGGCAGAGCUUUUGAUCAUAUUCUUUCUGCUGUUGAAGACAUAUCUGGACAAAUAGGACAUAAUUAUCUGCGAGACAAGUGGUCCAAUUUUGAUCGGAAAAUCCUCAGUAAAGUACUGAUGAGAAGGUCUGCUCAAAAAUCAAGAGACCAGAUUCUUAAUAUUUUCCAUGAGCUCAACCUGAAGGAUGCUAUUAGCUAUGUGGCUGAGGGAGAGCGUAGAGGUUCCCUGGCUUUUAUUCGUUCUUCAAGUACUGACAACAUGGUCAACGUGGACUUCAGCACUCCUCGACCAAGUACUGUAGAAAACUCUGUCUCCUGUUUACUGAGAGAAAACGCCAGCUCGGUUUGUCUUGAUAUGCAAGCCUUAGAGCAGAGGAGAAAAAGCAUACGAGAUACAGAGGAUACCGUCACUCACCACACGCUGCAGCAGUACCUUUACAAACCCAGACAAGAGCACAUACAUCUGUACAGUCGGCAUGAGAUCAUUCAGAAUGAAGACGAAAAACAAGACAAGGAGAUUUUCCACAGGACAAUGAGGAAGCGCUUAGAGUCUUUCAAGAGUACCAAACUAGGAAUAAACCACCCCAAAAAGCUCAACAAAAACCACAAGAGGGACCGGGGCCAAAAAAGGAGAACUAGUAAUGCCAUACCAAAUGGAAAAAUACCUUCCGAAAAUCCAGUGCAAGAUUUUACUUUGAAGGAAAAAGAUGUGGAAUUUUCUGAUCCAGAAGAAAAUUAUGAAUCUCUGCAUACGGGCAAAGGAGUUGACUUUUUAGCUAAUGUCACUAAGCAGAAUUGCACAGAUGCUACCUCUGGAAUUGAUAAUCCAGUAUUUUCAGCUGAUGAUGAUCAAAGUAUCUACAUGAAGUUCCCUCCAUGGUUAUCUGAUGAAGAUUCUGUAGUACCAUCACAAAGGGCCCGAGUACAGUUACCGUAUUCUCCAAACAACUUCAGACGACUCACCCCGUUUCGCCUCAGCAAUAAAUCUGUAGAUUCCUUUUUGCUAGCAGAUGGCCCAGAGGAGCGACCCAGAGCUUUCCUCCCAGAAACAACGCAUAUGUGACACGAGCCACAGUGCUGCAGUGACAGGAUACUCUUUCUCAGAUGAGAAACUGCUGCCUUGGAAACCUGACCAAGCAAAACAAAAUGCCUCUGUUUCAGAGAAACCCCUCCACUUCAUUCCAUCUUGCCUUCAAAGGCCCUGGGCACAAAGCUGUUCUUCACUGGAAAACCGAGGAAAUACAACUCUUUCUACUAUCUCAGAGCACAUGACUUCUUAUGACCCAAACCUAACAGAAGUCUAUUGGAAAGCAGUCUCAGAUACGAAUAACAAACCACCUGUCAAUUCAGGAUAUUGUUCUGAAACUAGUUAUGAGCCAGUGAAUUCACAACAAGACAAUUCUGUAGCUAUGCAAGAGAGGCUAGAGGAAUCUAACCCUAAGGAAAACCAAGAGAAGAAAACUUUGCUUAACGCACAAGCCCACUACAGAUCUGCCGCAGCCAGGCGUGUACAAAGCCGACGCUCUUUUCAUAGACCAAAACCUUUGCAACAUCCCAAACUUCAAAAGUUAGCAUCUCUUCCAUCAUCUUGUCACAUCCCUCCACAUUCUCUGGAACAAGAAGAAACACAGCUUUGAGCCUGGACUUACCUAACAGAAGACAAGUGUAGCGAAAAUGGACAAAGUCUCUGGAAAAAGAGAGAGAGAGUGAGAGAAACUCAAAGCAUUGAGACUUUUUCUAGUACCAUUUAAAGAAAGAAAGAGAAAGAAACACUGGGGUCUACUUUUCUGCUGGACAUACACUAGUAAUUCCUCAUUCACAUUAAAGGGACUUAUGUGGUUGAAUCAAGUUGAUAACGAUGCUUCCAUUUUUCAUCUAAACUGUUACAAAGAUAAAUUCUGAGGGCUAUAAUGAGAAUCUUUUCAAAAGGGAAACCGAUGUUGGUUUUCAAAUUAAAAAUAGUUUUAAUUAUGCCAUAUAUUUCCAUAAAACAUCAUUAAGGCAAUACAUUGCAUCUGUAACAUUAAUAAUGCAGAUCAAUAUUCAUGCUGUGUGAAAUUGCUAUAUAUGAGGCCAAUGGUUAAAUCUCUUGCUUGCUAAAUCUAUUCCGGUUGAAAUAGAUUAGUGCCUCUUUAUUAAAUGUGAAAGCUGAAGAAGAAAUAUUAUCCUACUGUUGAAUUUUUGUAUCAUUGUGAAAAGCUAAUUUAAUUGUAGAUUUUUUGAUUCUCUAUUGUAAAUUCUUGGGGUGAAAUCUUGGCCCCACUGAAGCGAAUGGGAAUUUUGCUGUGGAUUUCAAUGCGGCCAGGAUUUCACCCUUGUUAUCUGUUUUAAGUGGUGCUGGGAAUUAAAGAAUGUACAGAGAUAGAAUAGAAUUAUAAUUUACAUGGUCCUAAACAUCUCAUUUAUAUUCUUAAUUAAGCUGCUCUUGUUCAAAUAGCCUCAGUCCCACAAAAGUGAAGACAUAGGUGAUUUAUCUGGCGACUUAGGUGUCUUCCAAAUUAUCUGUUAAGUCUUCCUAUUUAUACAUAACCCUCUCUGGAUAUUUUUUGGGAACAGUGAUUUUCCCCUAUACUGUCAUCUUCUGUGUCCUUUGACACAUUG